GUCAGUAUAUUUACGGUAUAUUUUGAUAUUUGUGACGUAGUUCGGUAUUGAGGGUCAGCGCCGCUUGGUUUUGCAUCGCGCCGCGGACGAAAUAAGUGAUAUUUUCGACCAUUAAUAAUUGUGUUUGUUUUAUUUUUGGUUGAAUCAUUAAUUAAUUAAUAGCUGUAAAUACGAAAGAGCAGCAGCAAAAGCAACAAACAACUGUGUCGCGGCCGUGGCGUGAGUUCAACUUUUUUUCUUGUGUGUGUUUUAUGCUUUUUUUUGUCUUCUGGGGAAUCGUGCAUUUUGAAGAGCGAAAGGAAAAAGCGAAAAGUGUUCAAAAGUGCGUCUGUCGUUAGCGAGAAGGGGGCGGUUUCAGUCAAACGAAGAGUAAAAAGACAAAAAAUAAAAUUAGAGUAAAAGCAACGGUAUAACAAAACAAGGAUCGGAGCAGCAACGGCAGUGAAAAAAAAGAGAAGCAAAGCAGCAGGCAGUCGCACGACGCAGACGACGAUCAGCAGAGAGGAGCGGCAGCGCAACAGGAACCACCUCUCUCUCUCUCUCUCUCUCACACUCUUGUGCGCUCUUUCUCCCGCUCCCCAGAUACGGAUACAGAUGCCCGAAGUUUGCUUCAAAGACAGUGCUUUCCACCAAAGAUCGUACUACUCCAUUGGGGAUCCAUGGGAUAAGCAGUGAAAAACUUAUUCUAGGGAAAGUAAAUAUGAUAAUAUCCAGCGCUACGAUGGGCCUCGUGGCGCCAAAGCGCCGUUUAUUUGCAACGCAUCUCAGACGCUAAAAGCCAAAGAGAUAGAAUAAUAAUAGUAGGAGCCGCAGUCGCAGCGGUGGGCCAGUGCCAGGGCCAGCACCAGCACCAGCACUCCCCCCCUUCCGAACGCCACCCGCCCCCACCCACAAAUGAGGAGGGGUGGGCAACGACGGGCCAACAACAGGUUGAGGAGCACAUACAUAGGCAAAAGCCCACAACAAAAUCAAAAGCAAAUGCCAGAGCAAAGGCAAAGGCAAAAGCAAAAGCAACAAAAACACGACAAAUAGAAAGAAGCAGACAAAAUAAAACAGAGAAAACCACCAAAACCGCAAAAACAACAAGCAGAGAAGCCACCGAAAGAGAGCGGCAGACCAACCGACCGACCGACCGACCGACCGACCGACAGGACCGACCGGGCAGGCGUGAGAGUAAAAGAGGGAGAGAGUAAUCCAAUCAAAAACCAAACACAAACGCAGCAGAGCAGCAGCAGCCGACCGGCAGCGACAGCAAAAUGUUACAAAACUCGAACGCAGCUGCAGCGGCACAGGCAGCGGCGCAGGCUGCAUCGGCAGUGGCCGCACCAUCGACUGCAGCAGCAGCGACAGCAACGGCAGCAGCAGCGGCGGCAGCGGCAGCAGCAGCAGCAGCGGCAGCGGCGGCGGCUAAUAAUGCUGCAAUUGCCGCCUCAUCCAUACAACCGAAGCUGAUUGUCAUACGAAGGCGUCCGUAUCAGGGCUUCGGCUUUACGCUGCGUCACUUUAUUGCCUAUCCACCGGAAGAUGAUGGCAACGCAGCAGCGGCCGCUGCGUCGGCCGGCGUCACCAGCUGGUCACAGGAAGCAUCCACUGGAGGUGGCAGCAACAGCAACAACAGCAACAGACACAGCCACAGCGGCAGCAGCAGCAGCAAUAGCAACAGCAACAGCAACAACAGCAACAGCAACAGCGCUGCUGCCGGAAUGGAGCCGCCACCAACAUCACCGACAUCGCUGCCGCCAUACCAGGUGAAAGCGAUGGAGACCAUUUUCAUCAAAGAGGUGCAGGCGAACGGACCGGCCCACUAUGCGAACCUCCAGACGGGCGACCGAGUGCUGAUGGUCAACAAUCAGCCGAUUGCGGGCAUUGCCUACAGCACCAUCGUUUCGAUGAUCAAGCAAACGCCGGCGGUGCUCACGCUGCACGUUGUACCCAAGGAAUGCGAUGUGCUACAAAUGCACUAUACAAGCAUUGCCCAUACGCCGGAAUCGAAUCGGUUGACAAUGUCAACGCACUCGCCAUCGCACGGGCAUGGGCAUACGCUGCUGGCCAAUGGAACGAUCAAUGCCUCCUCCGCCGCCGCCACCACAAUCCAAAAAUCCACAUUUCCACAACAACAACAACAACAGCAGCAACAACAACAACAACAGCAACAACAGCAGCAGCAACAGUUGAUCUCAUAUCCCGCUGUGGCUGCCACAUCAUCGCCGGCAUCCUCGCCGCAUCAGCAUCAGCAUUCACAUACGUAUCCGCAUUCGCAUUCGCAUCCGCAUCCUCUUCAAUCACAUCCUUCACAUGGACAUGCACCGCCCCUGCAUGGCGGUAGUCGAUCUGCCAGCAUAAGCAGCACCACCAGCGGAGGAGUCGUCUCCAUGAGUCAUUAUCAUCAGCAGCAACAACAACAACAACAGCAGCAGCAGCAGCAACAACAACAGCAGCAUCAUCAUCGUCAUCCGGCUCUCAGUGGCGGCAGCAGUAGCAUUGAUUUCGGUGAUAUGGCCCUGGGCCUGCGUCAGCAUCCGCAUCAGCAUCAGCAUCUCUAUCAGCAGCAGCAGCAUCAUCAGCUGCUCUCCACCGGCGGCGGCAGCAGUGGCGCCUUCAUGCGUGCCAAUCAACCGCCGAAUCUAACAGUAUUAUCAGGAACAGGCUCGAUCACGGCCACCUCCUCCAGUCCCACGCCCAUUUCACGCCAAUCAAAGUCCGGCAGCGCCCUAAAUCAGGCCCUGUAUGUGAGCCAUGGCUCAGCCCCAGGCUCUGGUGGUGGCGGUGGCUCUGGCGGCGGCGGAGGCGGCGGCAACGGUGGGGGCAGCGAUAACAGUGACCUGAUGAUCCGGCUGAGGGAGUCCAUCAAGCAGAAGGAGGAGUUCCUCAAGUCGCCGGUGCCCACCACCAUCAGCUCCUCCUCCACAUCCGCCUCCGGGACCAAUGGGAAUCAGGCCCAGUCGUCGCCAGCUCAGCAGCAGCAGCCGCAGCAUUUCUUUCCCUCGCACACUCCGCCGGGAGUGGCAGCAGGUGCUCCCAUCGCCCCACCGCCACGCGGUCGCCAUCAGGUGCUCAUGAAGCAGCAACAACAACAGCAACAGCAGCAGGGAGUCGCCGGCAACUUCGACAUGUACUAUGCAGGCGGAAAACUAGUGCAACGUUCCUCGACGGUGCCCAUACAGGCAUCGUCCAGCUCAUCCACACAUUAUCAUCACAUCACCCAGCUUCAGCAUCAUCCCCAGUAUCAGCAGCAGCAGCAGCACCCCCACCACCCACAACAACAACAGCAGCAGCAGCAGCAACGCCAGGUGCAGAUGAUCAACAACAAUGCCAAGUAUUCCAAGGACUUGGACUACUUUGAGACGCUCCAAGAGACCGGAGUGACCAAUAAAGUAUUCGAACGCAAACUGGUGUCCCAUAUGUCAAUGGGUUUCGAUCCUUUCAAGCCUCUGUCGAUCAAUACCAGCGCCUUGGAGGCGGCAUCGGCAUCCACGAGUGCAGCGGCAGCGGCGGCGGCCGCUUCGACCGUGAAAAAGCAGAGUGUCCUGUACGAGUCGCUGCAGCAGCAUCCGCUGGCCAAGUACCAGCAUCAGCAACAGCAGCAACAUAGCACCAACACGGUGGAUGGACAGACAAACAGUCGCAUGGAGCUGCACAAGGCGACGCUGGCCAAUGCCACCAUUGAUGCCGCCGCCCCACCGUUGGUGGUUAGCAAGUUUAGCGCAAUGACGGAGCAGCAGCAGCAGCAGGCAGGGGCCACCUUGGCGGACAUUUCCGAGAGCAGCAGCGGCAGUGGCGCAGCAGCAGCAGCAGCCGCCGCCAGUGCUGGCAGCUCGAGUGCUGGUGUGAUACGACGCUAUAAGCCGCUGUCCUCGAGCUCCUUUGACGAGGGCAAGCCAAUGCGCCGGAUCUCCUAUCUGAGGGCCACCAACAACGAGACCGAAUUCAAUCCGGAUGCAGCGCCCGCUGGAGACGGUGCAACAGCAACAGCCGCGGCAGCAGCAGCAGCAGCAGCAGCAACAUCUGUGGCCACAGUUUCGAUACCAAUUCCAGUUGCAAUUCCCAUUGUGACGCCUGUGGCCGUUGUUGAGCCACAAAAGACCAAAUCCAUGGUUGAGGAACAUCCCGAUCCCACCUACGAUGUCAUUGGGGGCACAGGCGGUGGCCACGAGUUCAUCGAGACACCGAACGGCCUCGAGGAUGUGCGUCUGUCGGCCCAUGGCAGUAGUCGCCGGGCCUCGAUGAGCAGCGAUAUGCGCAGCAGCAUCCACAUCGACGCCGAGCUGAAUGGCAAGUAUGUGCCCAACGAACUGGAGGCCUUUGAGACGGAAAUCGAAAUUAAAUCGUCCUGCAUCAAUGGCAAGCGCAUGUCCGAGUACCGUUCGUGGCGUCAGGUGAAGCUGGAGAUCAAGGGCGAUCUGCUGCGCAUCUUCUCAGGGCGUCACGCCAAGUCGGAGCACAAUGUGAUAGAACUUGAUAUUAGAAACUUUAAGUUCUUCGACGAGUCGCUGGACAAGAAAAAGUACUUGAUCCGCAUGCAGUCAAAGCCAUCGCCGAGCGGUGCCCAUUUGGCGAGUCUCGGGAACGAGCUCAAUCUGGACGAUGUGCACGACAAGUUGACCUCAUCGGGCAGCAGCAGCGCCAAUGAACCAAUGGCCGCCUCCUGCAGCAGCAGCACCGGCGGGCCCUACACGGAGAUACUCUUCAAGACAAAGAACAGCAACGAGAUGAAGCGACUCUUUGGGCUGCUGCAGUGGAAGGAUAGCCUCAACUACGAUGACAAUGAGCAGCCGCAGCAGGGCAAACAGUUGGCGGAACCACAGAAAACGGUGGCCACGUCCAGCCACUAUCUCGACGAUGUGGUGACUGGUGGUGCCGGCGUGGAUAGCUCCCCGUUGAGCUCACAUUCGGGUGGAGGCAUGGCGGAGCACCACCAUGUGGCCGCCUUGCCCGCUGCCGCAGCAAUUGUGGCCGCCACCAGUGACUCUAUAUCGCCGGUGAUGAAGGCCCGCAAAUCGUCCUCCCACAAGCAUUUGCCCGACAAGGAUCUGGGGUCGCCCAAGUCCAAGAACUGGAAGGAUUUGCUGUUCCGUCGAGGCGGCGGCAGUGGCAGUGGCGGAGUGUCCCACCACCAUACAGAUCUGGCCUCGCCCUCGGCUUGCGCCGCGAAGACCUGCGGCUCCAUUGGGGUCCCACUGCGCAGCUGUCCGAUGUCCAAGCUGAAUCCGUAUGUCCCCCAUCUCGUGGAGGUGUGCACCAACAUUGUGGAGACCAAGGGCCUGAGUGUGGUCGGGAUCUAUCGGAUACCCGGCAACAAGGCGGCCAUUUCGGAGCUCUCGGAGCUGGUGAACACCAAGGACUUUCAGUUCGAGAGCUGUGCCAUCGAUGUGCGAUGGGAGGAUGUGAAUGUGGUGAGCAGUCUGCUGAAGCUCUUCAUCCGGAGCCUGCCCGACGCCCUAAUGCCGGCCAGCUACUACAUCAACUUCAUUGAGGCCGACAAGAAGGUCGGCCUGGAGCGGAUCGUACUGCUGCGGGAGAUAGUCGAGUCGCUGCCCCGUCAUCCGUACGAGACGAUGAAGCAUCUGAUACGCCAUCUGUGCCGCGUCAGCGACAACUGUGAGGUGAACCGCAUGGAGCCCAAGAAUCUGGCCAUCAUCUUUGGCCCCUCGAUCAUACGCACGCCCAACGACACCCUCGAGACGGCCGUCAAGGACAUGAAGCACCAGUGUCGCAUCGUUGAGCUGCUCGUUACACAGUACGAAUACUAUUUUGAGGGCGGAAAUCUGCCGGAUCUGGCCGAUGUCAGUGGUGGGACGGCCAUGGCCAGUGCUGCCCAGCCGCAGCAUCAGACGCAGGAGGAUCAGACGAACAUGCUGCUGCACAAUCUAUCGAAGAUCGAGAGGAUCACAGAGCGGGAGACGCGCACCUCCCGGUUCAUUCCACAGCUGCGGCGGCGCACCCAUGGCAAGCGGAGUGCCGUCAACUCGGACACGUAUUCGGGGGAGAGUGUUCUGGUAAGCAGCGGUUGUCCAAGCAGCUCCACCACUAGCCACUCCACCAUCACCACUAGCACCACAACUUGCACCAACCACACAACCAUACAUCAAAGACGACAGCAGCGCAAGGCUGUGCAGAGCAUUUGUGACUUUGCUUUAAUCCUGCCCGCACCUCCCGUUCCUCCCUCCCUUCACUUUCAGUCGCUGGACUACGCCAAGGUCUCGGCCAGCAGCACCAGCAGCAGCUCGACGCUGCACAGCAGCAGCAAGACAACCACCAAUGCCUCCUCCUCCUCCACCACCAGCCAGAGCUACAGCCAGAGCCACAGCCACAGCACAAAGUUUAGCUCUGGCGCCGCGGCCUCGGUCUCGUCCGCUUCGGGUACCUCGACAACAGCCGCCACCAUAAAAGCGGCGGCAGUGUCCAAGGCAUCAUCCGCGGCCUCCUUGAUAGGCACCAAGAAGCGCAGCACCAUGGGCGGCGGUGUGGGGUUCCUCGGCGGGGGCUCUCGCUCGCAGACGCGCAAAGCGAGCCUGGACGAAAAGGACUCUGGAACGAGCGUGGACUCGGCCGGCAGUAUGGCUUUCAGCCUCGGCCUGGGUCUGGGCCUGGGACAUGGCAAGGAACAGCAUCAGCAGCAGCGGAGCAGCGUGGACAUAUCCAUACUCCUCACCGACGACGACUCCAGCAGCAGGCUGAGCGACACAGGUUCCAUGUCACUGACUACCAUCACGGAUACGCUGGACAGCAAGCUGCGGAAUCUACGGAGCGGCUCCGAGUCGAACGACGAGAAUGGGUCGCCGGAAUUCCCCAAGAAUCGCCGGCAUACGCUCGGCCAGCCGCUGCAUCUGCACUCCGAGAACAUUCCCUAUGCGGACGAGUCGCCCGAGCGUCUCUUCCAUCAGUUCUGCCCCCUGGAUGCCCCCCACUCGCUGCACCUGAGCCGCUCCUGCACGGCCACCAACACUUUGGGCGCCGAUGAGAAGCCCUCGACCAUGAAGCAGGCCAUGGCCAUGGCUGGAGUGGCACCGCUGCCGCCCAGCCUCCUGAAGGCAGCCCACAAGCUGCAGCACUCGGCCACGGUGCCCAUACACCAGAUACAGAUACAUCCGGGUAGCGCCACGGCACCGGCCAGCGGUGCUGCAACGCCCACCAGCACCAGCACUGGAGGGGGAUCCACCCCAGUGGCUGGUACACCCACCAACAGUGCUGGCGGAGCAGGAGGAUCACAGCGCAAUUCUGGAGGAGGGAACCUCCCCGGCAGCGGCAAGAAUAUGCACCUGAGAUUCAGCACAUCGCAGGCGUACGAGCGACAUCAUGGCUCUGGUGGUGGGGGCGGUGGUGUGGCCGGCUCCGAGGACGACGACUCGGAGGGCUCGACCACCAGCGAUCCCAAGGAGAAGCUGCUGCUGGCGGGCGAGCGACCAUCGCCAUCGUUUUUUCUCGAGCGCUACAACAAGAAGCGUCGGGACCAUCGGCUCUUUCGCAGCGCCAGCUUCAACUGUCGCAACUACUCGACCCGACACGUGAACAGCAGCAGCAGCUCCACGCCGGUCGGAACGGCAGCGACUGUGGCCACGGUCACGGCCGCCUGCUGUCAGUCACCAUCAUCGGCCCUGGCCACGGGCCUGACCAAGGACGAAAAGACUGACAUGAAUCUGACCAAGAAGCGCCAGAUCCAGAACAAGCAGAAUCGAUCCAUCAAGCGCCGCCACACCGUUGGCGGGCCCCACGACUACUCGGCCAACGGGGGCUGCACCACACACGGACAUGGCCACGGCCAUGGCCAUGGCGGCGGUGCCCAUGGCGGUCACGAUCUGGCCGCCAUCAACUACAACCACCACAAUCGCCAUCACCAGCAGCAGCUGCUCAAGGGAUCCGUUGUGGUUGUCGGCGUUGGCGGUAAUGGUGCCGCCGCUGCCGAGACAACCACCACAACGACAACCACCACCACGGUGCUGCGUCGCCUCGGCUCGGGAACAGCAUUGGGAUCGGUUUCGGGCUCGGCAACGGGUACGGGUACGGGUACGGGCGGUGUGCCUAGCGAUCCGAAUGUGGUGGCAUUGCCAGGCGGCGGCUCUGUUUCCAGCAACAGCAGCAGCGGCGGCAACGGCGGCUCCUCGAACAGCAGUGCCAACAACAACAAUUCGCCACAAAGCGAUGGCAGCAAUGGCAAUGCAGCAGGUGGGGGAGGCGGAGGUGGAGGCAAUGGUGGUGCCUCCAAUGCCCCACCAUCAUCCGGAAGCAGCAGCAACAGCAGCACUCCCACCAAUGUGGUGGCAGCCUCCGCUGUAGGAGGAGGAGGAGAUCAAGUCCUAGAGGUGGGCAUUCGCAUCAAGAAUAUCAAUCGCGGACGCUACUAGAGGAGCGGAGCAGACGAUUUGGAGCUUACAGCAGCAGCAGCAGCAGCAAAACACACAGUUUAAAUUAGUAUUACAUAAUGGUUUAUAUAUAUAUAUAGAGAGAUAUAUAUGUAUGCAUAUAUAUGUAUGUUGUAUGUAUAUGUGUCUAUGUCUAUGCAAGGAUCGAUGGGGAGUUGUGUGCGAAAGUGAGAGUUGGUUCGCACAGAGUACACGACUAGACCGACUCGAAAAGUAGACAAGAGUUCAAAGGAGUCCUUUCUAUUUAGAUCUUAGAUCUGUUGGGCACUCUAAAUGAAAGGACGAGCGAGACACAACCCCCAAACGAAUGUAAAACCACACAAAAGAAAUCCUAGAUAACAAAAUGUUUCAGGAGAAUCGAUUAUAUAUUUAUUCGCACACUCAAACACACACACAAAACAAAAUAUAAAUAUACUACAUACAUUAUAUGGGAACCGAGGGACAAAACAGAACGGAGAGCGGAUAUACGGACGGAAGAAACGACGCACGAGGGGAUAUACAGAGACAGCGAUAGAGAUAGAGUUAGCGUUAGCGUUAAAACGAAAGAGACAGCGAAAGAGAACGUAAGUGAGAGGGAGGGAGAGAGAGGAAGUGGUUGGAGGGAGCUUGAGAGAUAACUAUUUUGUAAACCGUAUACACAGUACAGUAAAAACCAUACGCAUAAAUAACCUUAUAGUGUAUACAUUAUAUAUAUACUACUAUAUAUAUAUAUAUUUGUAACGUUAUCAUACAUAACGAAUGCAACAAAUUGUUAACCAUAUACACCCACACACACGCAAACACACGCAUUAUAAUACAUAUAUACCUAUGUGCAUAUGCAUAUGUAUGUAUAUAUGCAUGCAAAAGACGUAUAUUAUAUGCUAUUUGUCGCCUGUCUGUCUGUCAGUCUUUGUCGUUUUUUUUUGUAUUUAGGAAGAUUUUGUGCCUCCGCCUGUGCCUGUGCCCCACCCACCCACUCGUUGUCUCCCAUUCGUAUGUUUAGUUUUUUUUUUCGUCAGCAUGUAUGUGUGUGUGUACCUGCUAUAAGAAAUGAAAAAAAGAAAAACGAGAAUUCAGUGCAUAGAACCCAUUUUAGGUGCCUUAAAUAAUUUGCUUUAACAUUUUGUCAAAAUUGUGGUUUUUUUUUGUUGAUUUUGUACAGAAUUUUGGUUUGGGAUUAGCGAAAAUUGUAUUCGAUUUAGUUUUUCGAGAGUCACAGAUGGUGCUGCGCAUGAGCUGAUUGUGCAAAAUGGAUCAGAUUUAUUUUAGAUAUAUAUACAUAUACAGAUAUAUUUUGUAUAUUCCAACCUCAGGCAGGGAUCCUUCCCCGCUACCCAGACAGGCGACAUUUGAGCAACAAUAUAACAAUAUAUUUCGUUCAAAAUUAUGUAAAUGACGACUUGAGGUAAAGCGAGUAUUGUACGUUUUUCGCAUAAAUUACUACAUAUUUUUUGAAAUACUUUUUGUGUGGUUUGUAUAUGAUUCUUUUUUUUGUUUGUUUUUUUGAUAAUGAAAAGAAAAGAAAGAAAGUAUGAAUAAUUAAAAACAUUAGCUUUUAGUUGUGUGUAGUAUUACAUACAUAUACACACACACACACACACAAACACACACGCAUUGUAUAGUAUACUAUAUGAAUCCCCAAUUAACAGAUUAUUUUUAUUUAAUUUUUUUUUUUGCUGUAUAUACAAAUUAUUUUCAUUUUAAAGUUAUGAUUUCAUUCCUCCUUUUCCCCCCCAUAACAUA
Molecule: messenger RNA, 10082 nt
Organism: Drosophila pseudoobscura
Lineage: Eukaryota; Metazoa; Arthropoda; Insecta; Diptera; Drosophilidae
Gene: RhoGAP19D
Product: Rho GTPase activating protein at 19D
Exons: 16
Coding region: 1257-8342 (2361 amino acids)
Biological process (GO): regulation of GTPase activity; signal transduction
Cellular component (GO): cytoplasm
Molecular function (GO): protein binding
Source: RefSeq, a predicted model, not a curated record